CUGCUCUUGGUGGAGAUCAGCCCGAGAAUUCAAGGACAAUGAUCACCGUCUCGGCUCUCCCCUCGCUGACCUCUCCAACCUGACCCCAAGGCUCAAAGUUCUCAGAGAGAUGGAGAGACUCGCGUUGAUUGCUCCUGAAGGACUGAAUGAGCUUCGACACAAGCUCGUUGCCUACCGCUCCGGUGACUUCUGGCUGCUGGUGGGAGGGGUGAAGAGGGAGGACAUGGUGAUCCCACCAAUCAUGACGGUGGUGCUGGUGGGGCUGAGCGGUUCGGGGAAGAGCUCGCUCGUGAACUUGAUGUACAGUGUUCUUGGCCGAUCCGGACUCAUCCCUUUUUCUCAAACAUCUAGUAAGCAUCCGUCUAUUAACCGAUCGUGAGAAACCUUUCACACAGCAUUUCGGUUGUAGGGAGUAGCUUAUGUUACAAGUAUUAUGCAGUCAACGAUGGUCAUGUGCAAUACUCUUACUGUUGAAUCUAAAAGGUUAAGGGGGACUAGAACUAAACUUUGUCCGGGUCAAUUAGAUAAAACCAGCCAUUUUAAUUGACCUCUUUUUCGAUGACUAAAUCAUACCUUACUUAUUUUCGCUCAGUUUUGUGAAGGAUUUCUGUUAAAAUUUAGUGUCCCUGCAAUUGGGAACAGCUUCGGAAUAGAAAAUGCAGAAUUUAGUGAACUUACCUGUAUGUUGGCUGUGGAAAUUAUCUGUCAUCGGUAGGGUCUAACUGACGACACAAGCGCUAAAUACAGGCCUGAAUUCUAGAGAUGGAAACCUUAAUUCAACACUUGCAGAAUUUAUUUUUGGAUUGGUGAAGUUUCAAACCGAAAUGUUUCAGUUGAGGAAAAGUCUUUACUGAUAAUUAACAGUAUGGAAAAUUGCCAUUGUCAAGAGAAAGGUGGUUUCUUAACAAAAACUGGACCUUGUUGAACAAAGGUAGCUCUAUUAAUGGGAGACGACAGUAUGUUAAGCAAUCAUUUUGCUUUCAUUAUGAUAUUUAAUCUACUGAAAAGGGGAAGAACCGACCGGAAAAAAGGUAUAUCUGAUAAUGAGAAACUUCAUUGAGCCAACAACGAAUUGCUGGAUUGGGUGAUUGAGCAGAUGAAUCAUCAAGAUACACAACAAUGUACCUGGAGGAGCACAACGUGCUGAGAUCGCUACGAAGUGGGUUCUGCAUCUAUGACACGAGGGGCCUAGACGUGAACCAGAUGAAGGAGGGACUUGACGAGGUCUCAGAGUGGAUGAACAACGGAGUUAGGCAUUACCAGCUCUGCUUGAGACCGGGUGACGAUGUCUUCAGGAGAGAGGCCCUGAUCACUCCAAUGAUGGGCAACGCAAGAUUCGGGACGAGGCAAGUGAACUGUGCACUUGUGGUGGCUAACAUGGCACAGAUUUGCAAUGGCGUCCAGUCUGGUGAUUUGAAGCCCUUGGAGGCCACCAAGGACCUCUUUCAUUGCCCUGCUCUGAGAAAAUCGAGUGAGAGCCCUAUUCUGAUCUUAACACAUGGGGAUGAGCUUUCACCAGAAGAGAGAAUCAUAGGCAGGCUCAAGAUUUCCGAGUAUUUAGGAGUGGCCGAGACGACCGGCCUUUAUGACAUCCCGUGUUUGACCGAGCAGGGCAUAUUGCCCGAGGAGUCGGACCCGGUCACGGCCUAUGCAUUGGCCGAAGCAGUUUAUCGGGCGCUGUUGCAGGCGGAUCGGGCCCACCUGCCGAAGAAGAAGCUCAGGGACCGGGUUUCGCUGGUCCUCUCCUGGCUCAUGUGCUCCAUUGGCUCAUUCUUUGCUUUGCUUGCUUAUCUCUUCUCAAAACUGGGCCGGAACAAUAAGCUGAAGAUAUGAGAGGCUUGGCGUGCUUGUUAGUGUACUCUUUCACUGUGCAAAGUUAUUGAAUUAAUCGGGCUUACGACUGGCCAGACAGACCCUGUUCAUGUCAUGUAACAUCGCCUCUUAGAUUGUUUCAUAAGUCAUGGUGAUGAUAACUUAAAGUGGGGUUAAGUUUGAAACAAGUGAAGAGCAUUGCUCUUGAUUAAGCUAGAGUUAACUUCAUCUUGGGAUGGAUUUAACCUGAAAGAAAGAGGCGAUCCAAUUCAUCAAUCUGAUGUUU
Messenger RNA from Eucalyptus grandis, 2098 nucleotides. RefSeq lists its product as uncharacterized. The record is from RefSeq and is a predicted model, not a curated record. Lineage: Eukaryota; Viridiplantae; Streptophyta; Magnoliopsida; Myrtales; Myrtaceae. The coding region runs from base 1120 to 1833 and encodes 237 amino acids. The transcript is spliced from 2 exons.